UCAUAUUGGAAUUUGGAAGCGAACGUCGCGCGACACCUCCGUCGCCAUUGUGUGUUUCCCUGUUGUAAUUCUGGGUUUUUUUUUUACUUUAAAGUUUGAGUCUGUCCUUUGACUCAACGAAGAAUGACCUCAUCAGUUGUCAGAGAGCUACAUGAGCUACGCAACGGGAGGAGGGAGUUUCCGUAUUUGAGCAACACUUAAACCACCGUAGCGUAAGCGCUGUGUGUGGACCAGUGCCCUCCUGUCUGUCAGAUGGACUCCUCCACUUUUCUCUACGAUGUCCCUCCGGCAGUCGUCGAAAGAUUCUGUAAAAUCAUGGAUAGUGGAGAUGACAGGUUCGGCUGGCGCGGACUAGCUGUCCGAGUUGUCCCCAGCUUGUUAGAGGUCCGCAUGUUGGAGCGUGUGGAGGCAGCAGGUCGGAGCCCCACCAGGGAGCUGCUGUGGUCCUGGGCUCAGGAGAAUCCGAGAGUGCAGGACCUGCUGAAGGUGCUGCAAGACAUGGGCCACCACAGGGCCCUGCAGCUCUUCCAGGGUCAAGCUCAAGAGUUGCCUGUACCCCCCUGCAAAGCACAUGCAGAGUCCAAAGGGCAGAUGUCAGCAGCUGAAGAGAGGGAAUCCUUCCAGCAAGAGGCGAGUUCUGCAACUCCAGCACCCUCUUUCAUGAACUCCAGUGGAGAAAACCUACCACCCAUAAUCACUUUUCAAGACAUAAUGGAAGGAACCAGAGAUUUCCAUCAUGAGAUGAGAAUUUCAGAGGGACACUUUUCUGAUGUCUACAGAGCACAAAUUGGAAAUAAAAUGGUUGCAGUGAAGCUUUUUAAACAGACAAAUACAGCAUCAUGGAAGAAGCUGUGGGAUAUCUUCAGAAAAGAUAUUGAAAUUCAUCAUUUGUACAAACAUCCAAAUAUCUUAGACUUGUUGUGCUGUUUUUCUGAUGAGUGCCGCUACUGUCUGGUCUAUCCUUACCUGCCCAAUGGAUCGCUCUUCGGCAGACUCCACCAUCAGGAUGGAGAGCCCCCCCUGUCCUGGCAGGAACGUCUCACCAUCAUUAAGGGAACUGCAAAGGCCUUACAUCAUCUCCAUACAGCCCAGCCCUGCCCUGUGAUCUGUGGCAACAUCUCCAGUUCUAGCAUCCUCUUGGAUGAUACCCUACAGCCCAAGCUGUCUAACUUUGGGUUGGCUCGCCUCCGUCCUCAUUCAGCCAAUCAGCAGUGUACUAUCACUCUGGAUACCAGGUUCCACAGCAACCUGGGUUACCUCCCUGAGGAGUACAUCCGAGAUGGCAAGCUGUCCUUCAGCCUGGAUGUGUACAGCUUUGGAAUGGUGAUAAUGGAAACAGUAACAGGACGGAAGGUCACAGAGGACGGAUCUAAACAAACACCACUGAGAGAUCUGCUUAUCACUGAGGUGGAGGACAGCGGCGGUGUAGAUUCUUGUCUGCAGUUUUUGGAUGUGGCAGCCGGUCGGUGGCCGACCGCCUUGGCCCUCGGCCUCCUGCGGCUGGCCUUGGACUGCACUGCCAGCCGCCACCGCAGCAGGCCGAAAAUGGAGAAUGUGCUUCUGGAAUUGAGCAAGCUGCUUCCUCCACCCAGCUGCCCCCCUGCAGACCAACCCCGCAGCCUUGAAGAUGUAAACCCUGUUAAUGCCCUGCUGAGCCCCCCACCCUCCAUACCUGUAGAGCACAAUGAGCAGCACAGCACCCCUGGCUCUGUAACGCAUGCAGGGCCCUGUGAAUGCAGCCAGUCGGAGGUGACAUAUCUGAGUGAGGUGCUGGGUGCUGACGGUGAGGCAGCAGCAGACCUGUACAGCAGCUGGCCUGUACAGUGCAGCUGCCCUGCUGAGACAGGCAGCCUGACAUGUGAGGACUGCAGGGCCAAUGGCUUCACCCUCAACCACACAGACAGUCCUCAGACUGACUCCAUUGUGGUGGAAAACCCAGCCAAGGAGAGACUGAGGAACAAACUGAGUCUGUAUAAUGGAGGGCUGAUUCACUCAGAGGAACUGUUCUCUGAAACCGGACUGCAGUAGAGGGCAGACUUCCUGUUACGGUCUUGAGAGUAGCUCGUUCUGUGGGCUGUCACGUGUGUUCAGGGAGGAAGUGUUCCACAAAGCAGAGUUAGGUCAAGUUUGCAUCAACACCACAUCAGUUCACUGUGAUGGAGGCUGAGAUGUAAAAACAAAUGUCAUGCAGCCACAGAGUAGAACAUAGUAAACAUAACCUAUGAAUAACGUAAUAUUUGAGAGGGAACUGUACAGAACCACAUUCAUGAACAAAGCAAAUGAGAAAGAGCAUCUUGUUGAACGAAUUUAACAAUGAACUUUGUGCCACUUAACUCUCCUGUUUUCUCCCCAUAUGGAAAUGUAAUAUGUAACAUAUACAUGUGCCCCUGUAUUAAGAGUAAUGUUGCCAUGUACGUUACCCAGAAGGCAAUAUAUAUUAUUAUCACAUACAUACAUACAUACAUACAUACAUCCUCUGGAUAUAUGAAAUGUUUGUAAUAAAUAUGAAAUACCCAUAAAACUUG
This is a messenger RNA of Epinephelus fuscoguttatus (brown-marbled grouper), 2525 nucleotides long. RefSeq names its product interleukin-1 receptor-associated kinase 3 (gene irak3). Gene Ontology annotation, molecular function: protein binding; ATP binding; protein kinase activity. NCBI's taxonomy places the organism in Eukaryota, Metazoa, Chordata, Actinopteri, Perciformes, Serranidae. The record is from RefSeq and is a predicted model, not a curated record. Gene Ontology annotation, biological process: signal transduction; protein phosphorylation. The transcript is spliced from 13 exons. The coding region runs from base 253 to 2028 and encodes 591 amino acids.